UUGUUGUAUCAGGAAAUGAUAACUUGAGAAGUGCUUGUUUUUACUGUUUUUACAAAAAUCUGUACAUUCCUUGUUGUUUUUUAUAUCUCGAAUCGUGUCCCAUUUCUCAAAAAUCCUGUCAAAGGUCAGAUUUUAAAAGAUUAGUUAUAUAAUUCAGUUUAUCUUUGAGGCUAAUUUCUUUAAAUGAUGUUUGUAUACAACGCGAAUUAUUUUCAGAUCGAAUUGUUCGAAAAAUGUUUUGAUGGCGUUGUUUGUUUUGUUGUUUGUUUUCAAGGGCACAGGAUUGAUUGUUUAUUAAAUAAUUCUUCGGAAAAGUGAUGUUUUUUGUUGUUUUUUUGUGUGCGUGUUUGUUGCUUUAGAGAAUAAAUUUUACUUGAAAGAUUGUAGGAAUUUGUCAGUUUUAUUUAUCUAAAUUAAGCCUUAAUUAAUAAACACAGCCUUGUGUUGUACCGUCCCUCCUAAAAUCACUGUCAAGAAAGUUAGAAACCGUUAUCGGUUCGCAGAAAUUAUAGAUAUAACUUUUCCCGCGAGGCCGCUUAUUGCGCAGCCUCCUUUUCCAAGGCUUUUCGAAUUUCGACGGCACGUUCUCAGGACUCAGACGAGCGAGAGUCGAGACUGUCAACAGACGUUGCGAAUGCGGUAACGGGUAAAGAACGAAAGUUUUCGUGAGGAGGUGGUGAAGCUGUGGCCUAGUCGCAGCCGCUAAGGAUGAGCUCUCCUCAGAAGGUCGGCAGUCCGCACGGCCUUUCGUCCCCGGACGGCUUCCUCCACAUCCCAAGCCCGAUAAUCACCAGGAGGACGAGGACCGAUUCAACGUCGUCGAGGGCGUUGCUCAACCCGAUCGAGACCGGCGUCGUCAGCUCUUUCAGCAGGUCCAAGGGACACGGCUUCAUCGAGAGGGACAGGACAGAAGACACUGAACCGAUUUUCGUACACAUAUCCGAUAUCGAAGGAGAGUAUGUUCCACUGCCUGGCGACCGUGUCAAGUAUCGAGUCUGCCCUAUACCGCCUAAAUUUGAAAAAUACCAGGCAGUCCAUGUGGAGAUUGUAAAUUUUACACCAGAUGUUCACCUACGGUGGGACAGCCCGAUUGAGGAAUAACUGUUUUGAUCUUCAUAAACAGUGGCAAUGCUGCAUUUAUGUACAUAAGUAGUCGACGAAAGCGUAGAUGAUUAUCACAAAUAAUUUUACAUAAUAACAACAAUGAAAUAUAUUUUAAAAGGAGUUAUAUUUUUCUAUAUUUCUAUUAUAUUUAAUCUGGUAUAUUUUUAAAAUACAACUUGUUUUAGCAGUCUGGCCAUAAGUGAUACGCUUAAAAACCAUGAAAAACAUUCCUCUAAGAGUUAGUACUACUUUUCUCACACUGCUAUUGCUAGUUCCUCUUAGUCCUUAGUUGAUCCAUUUAUAAAAUAAACAAACUACACAAAAUUCUCAAAUGCUAACUUACGAAUUGAGCAAAUGUGUAAACUUGUUAAAAAAAAAAAAAAAAAAAA
Messenger RNA from Cimex lectularius (bed bug), 1493 nucleotides. RefSeq names its product cold shock domain-containing protein CG9705. Gene Ontology annotation, cellular component: cytoplasm. Gene Ontology annotation, molecular function: mRNA 3'-UTR binding. NCBI's taxonomy places the organism in Eukaryota, Metazoa, Arthropoda, Insecta, Hemiptera, Cimicidae. The record is from RefSeq and is a predicted model, not a curated record. The coding region runs from base 709 to 1101 and encodes 130 amino acids. The transcript is spliced from 4 exons. Gene Ontology annotation, biological process: regulation of mRNA stability.